Molecule: messenger RNA, 3544 nt
Organism: Megalops cyprinoides (Indo-Pacific tarpon)
Lineage: Eukaryota; Metazoa; Chordata; Actinopteri; Elopiformes; Megalopidae
Exons: 11
Coding region: 69-1547 (492 amino acids)
Biological process (GO): cell redox homeostasis; intracellular signal transduction
Molecular function (GO): electron transfer activity
Source: RefSeq, a predicted model, not a curated record
UAUGACAUAGGAAACGUACCUGCAGCCAGCAGUAUACAUUGCGCUGCUAAUAUGCCAGCAACUUCACCAUGCCGAGCCUCAACACAGGUUCUCCGAUGGAUGGAUCAGAGGGAAGUCCGAAGGGGCGGGUGACAGUGUACUCUGUGGCAGGCUGCCCACACUGUCUCCGGGCCAAGUCUCGCUUGGGGGAACUAGGGCUGCCGGUGCACGAGGUGGACAUGAACCAGCACAGCGAGCUCUGGGUGCGAGUGAAGGAACUGACGGGCCGCAGCACUGUGCCGCAGAUAUUCUUCAACAACGUCCAUGUUGGGGGAAACGAUGACCUUCACAGACUGAGUCCUGAGGAGCUGGAGCGCCUGGUGUGCCUGGUGAGGGAUGAGCCAGUGCCCCCUGACGGCCCCCCUCUGCCAGACGAGGGCCAUCAAGAGGGAGCGGGGAACCAGUAUGGAGAAUUUAAGUGUGAGAGGGAUGAGUUUGCGGACGUGGUUGAGGAGUUCAAGCAUUGUGGGGUGAUUGGCAGCCACAGGAAAGGGCUGAGGGUGUGCAGGAACUGCUUCACAGGAGUGCAGCUGGUGGAUUGGCUGGAGCGGGAGAAGGGGCUGGACAGGAGUAAGGCUCGUGAGAUGGGCAAGGUUUUGAUGGACAGGAAGUUUAUUAACUCUGUGACGGGGAAAAGGGAGUUUGAAGAGAGUAGUGCCCUGUUCAGAUUGCUGGAGCAUGACCCACGCUCAGUACUCAACGCGGGGGAGAUGGCCACAUGCAGUCCCCUGCCGGCUGCUGAACUGUCAGAGAUCCUGCGGAACAUGAUUCUGAGACUCUACUCGGACCAUCUAUCUGCGGAUGGCAAGACGGUGGAUUACACAGCAAUGUCACAGAGCCCGUCCUUCGAGCACUACUGCGAGCUGGCCGUGCAGCUACAGCGUGUGGAGCUGCGGUCUCUGAGCCGCGAGGAAAAGCUGGCCUUCUUCAUCAACAUCUACAACGCCCUGGUCAUCCACGGCAACCUGCGGCUCGGCUGCCCCAAGAACAUGUGGCAGAGGUACCGGUUCUUCAACUACAUCAGCUACCUCAUUGGAGGGGAGGUCUUCACCCUGCAGGACAUUGAGAAUGGGGUGCUACGGGGGAACAGAAAGGGCGUGGCACAACUCCUGAAGCCCUUCUCAAAGAGUGACCCUCGGCUCCAGGUGGCGCUUCCGGAUGCAGAGCCCCUCAUUCAUUUUGCCUUGAACUGCGGGGCAAAGAGCUGCCCUCCCAUCAAAACCUACACAGCCAAGGACAUCGACAUUCAGCUUCUCACAGCAGCAGAGGCAUUCCUGGAGAAUGAUGAUGGCUGCAGGGUGGAUCCUGAAAAACGCGAAGUCAAACUCAGUCAGAUCUUCAAGUGGUACAAAGCCGACUUCGGAGACACAGAUGAGAAGCUGCUGAGCUGGAUUUUAAACCACAUGAGUGAUUCCCCCAAGAAGUCCAGUCUACAGACUGUGCUGAAGACAGGCAGCUUCAAAGUGAGCUACAUGCCAUAUGACUGGUCCAGCAACAGCAAGGACUGAGGCUGCAGCCCUGACCUCUACAUCAAGAUCUGUGCAUAGGUACCAGUGGGCUGCAGGCCAUAAGCCUGGGGCCAGUGUUACUGUGAGCACUGUCCCCUGUACACAACGACUUCAGGUGUAUAGUUCCCCCACGAUGAAGCACAGCUAUAGAGGUGUGUGAUAACCCCUCUUCCUGCACUAACAGGGCCCAACAAAGCCAUAAUAUGCCCAGUCACGCACUGGAAACUCGUACAGAUAAAACUCUCCCCAAUGGUUGGCUAUGUUUUUCAUGUUUAAAUGAGGGGGCAUAUCAUUUUGUGAGUUUAUUUUUCCUACGGAUAUGGAGUUUUACUAAGAAUCUCAGCUUUGACUAAUGGGACUUCACAAUUUUCAAAUAAUUUUUCAGUCAUGUCAUGUUCUGAUCCAGUUAUUUGAACUGGCAUUUAAAAGCAACACAAUUUCACACUAUUUAGUUUUGCUGACCCUGUGUAUUGUAUGCGGGAAGUCUUCCAAGCGCAAAUUAUGUUUGGAAAGCUGAAGUGAGAUAAUCAAUCCUGACAUGUUCCCAGUUGUUAAAAACUAAAUGGUACUUAUAUGCACACUGAGUGAUCAGAUGGUGAUCAAAAUGCUAUGAAACAGUAUCUUAAUUAUGUAAGUUGUACUGGAAUUUACUCAAAAAUAUAGUAAACUAAUGUUUUUCAUCUCUGCAAUAGCAAAUGACACAACCGUUGCCUGUUCUUCAGAUCGUGAACUCGCAGCGUCAGAUACAUUUGUAAUACCAUAUCUUGAGACCUGGCCAGAUGAAGCCAAACUUCAUUUACUACAAAAACUAUGCAGGAUUGAUUUGACUUUUUAGCACCAAGAAACAUAAAGGAAAAAAACCUGAACACUUUACAUGUGUUGUGUACAGUGGAAGCCCUGUACAUUUUUGUUCCUUUUCAUUUGUCCUGUGAUUUUGCUGUAAAGGGUUGUAAUUACAGAUGUGUUCUGUGAGAUAACUGAGAACACAUUGCCUUAUCUUUACCACAUUGGCUUACUCCAGACAACACUGAGAAUAUGAGUAGACAUACCGCUAUCAUAUCUGAAUUUCCUGUCACUGGAUAUCUAGAAAUACUGUACUGUGCUCAUCCAACAGUGACCAAGCAUACUGCACUUUCACACCAGUCAUUUCACCCAUGGCCAUCACAGGUCAUCACAUAUAAAAUCCAGUCUGAUUUGCAGCCAGAUUCAAUACUCUGAAUAUCAUCAGAUUUGAUUUUGAAAGUGGAGGUGAAUUUGAUUGGAUCUGCUUCUGUGGUCUAGCCCCUGUGUUCUGCAUAAAAUCAGCAUGAACUGCAAUACACUUUUGGGGGGCUGGGUUACUUGUCUGCUCGAGGGCUAGAGGAAAAAAAAAACCCACUUCUUGAGAUACAGCCUUGGAGAGAUCUCUUCAUUGUGAGCUGAGUUGCUUGCAGAUUAAUAUGCAUGUGUUGAUAUGGUGGUAUGUGUUUGUUGCAUGUUCUACUUCAAGGGCUCUUGUUCAGACCUGAACCCUAACUAGGAUGCUAAUCCUCUUUUCCUAGACAGUGCCUUCAGUCCCUGCAUGACAGAGCAUACCUCAGUAACCCCAAACUUGUCAAGAAUCCAACAGCUUGGUUUACCCUGUACCCUCUUUCAUUACAGUAUGGAAAAGGGGUAGCUGUUAUCUUAAGCCUGCCCUGUAUAAUCUCAGUUACAUCUCAACAUAAAUUUGCUCUGGUAUUUCCUAAGUUCCACAUCCAGAAAAAAAUCAUAUUCAUAGUAUAGGGCAGCACUCCUAAUGAACUGCAAUACUGCAUUAAGUGUUUACCUCAUUCAUCCCUUGACCUAUCAGGAAAAAAUGUGCGAUGCAAACCUUGUAAAACAACAAAUGAUCCAACUGUAAUCAUGCUCUUGCAUGGAUUUAAUACUUUACAUAUCGUAUAACUCUUUAAGCAAUACUUUUAUGAUUCUCUACAAAUGUAAAAUAUGCAAUGAAUAUCUGAAAUAAAUAGACUUGA